Messenger RNA from Ipomoea triloba (trilobed morning glory), 919 nucleotides. RefSeq lists its product as uncharacterized. The coding region runs from base 196 to 693 and encodes 165 amino acids. The record is from RefSeq and is a predicted model, not a curated record. The transcript has 4 exons. NCBI's taxonomy places the organism in Eukaryota, Viridiplantae, Streptophyta, Magnoliopsida, Solanales, Convolvulaceae.
UCCAUUUUUUAAAAGAAGGUAUGCUACUUAUUCCUACUUUACGUGAACUGUACACUAUUGUGUAAUUGUGCUGACUACUUGUUAAUUUCAUUCCUUUAUUAACAAUGUCGAUAAAAGAAGAGUUAGUAUAUAGUAUAUAAUUUAUUUUGCAGGGUUUUCUUUCCCCAUCAUCUGGAUUCCGGAGCAGAAGCACUCAUGCUAGCAGCCACAAAACAGUGUGAAAGAAAUUUCCAAGUUUGUAUGCAAAAGUUUUUUGGUCAAGCACUCCACAGCCGACUUUUUUCGCCGUUUAUUGUAUUGAAACCUGCAUAUCUGUUCAGGUGGGAAAAACUGUUCUAUACAACAAUUUGCAUGACCCCAAAGGCGUUAUGCAUAUUUUGGAACUGCUGCUUUUGUAUUGAGAUCCGGAAUGCCAUUGAGGAACCUUUAAGUGCCAAUAUUUCGGGUGGGAAAACCUGCAGGUUCUUCAUGACUUACCAUGGAAUGCAGUAUUUCUUACAAACAGCAGUACAUCAAGGUAUCGACCAGAAAAAGAGAGGCCAUGGUUAUAUGAAAUUCAGAUUGCGACCAUCAACUAAACCGAUCAACAAAAUUUGCAAUAACAAACAUGGUCAUAAGAUUACCUCUUUGUCAUGGAAGAGGCAUUUGCGCGACUUGAUAGAAUUGGUAACAACACGAUCGGGGAUCAAAUAGGUUCAAACGCACCGCAAUUUGAUUGCACAUUUCAGCCGCAUUGGUGAAAGUUCAUUGGCAGUGAUGAACAAAUCCGCCAUAGUUUCAGAAUCUUGAAUAUAAGUAUCGCACCUAGUUUCAGAAUCAUGGUAUAAAGCCAUAUUUAUAGCCUGUCAAUGGUAAUGAAUCGGGAACCAAAGAUCAUAAUAAAAUUCAUGGAAGCAAACGAAAAGCCGCCUAUUUUAAA